Zerene cesonia (dogface butterfly) is the source of this 2521-nucleotide messenger RNA. Its product is annotated as toll-interacting protein-like. The record is from RefSeq and is a predicted model, not a curated record. Gene Ontology annotation, molecular function: ubiquitin conjugating enzyme binding; ubiquitin binding. Lineage: Eukaryota; Metazoa; Arthropoda; Insecta; Lepidoptera; Pieridae. The transcript has 8 exons. Gene Ontology annotation, cellular component: cytoplasm. Gene Ontology annotation, biological process: ubiquitin-dependent protein catabolic process. Bases 140 to 970 code for a protein of 276 amino acids.
CACAAAAUUUGUCACUUUAUCUUUCCGAUUUGUCUUGUUCGCAUAUUCACAAUAAGACCUUAUUAAUAUAUUUUUCUCUUAAGUUUUAGACAAUACUGUUUAAUUGUGAGUACAGUGAUACCAGAUUAAUACUAACAAAAUGGCAGCAACUACAAAUGAAUCCACAGAAGAGCGACGUCGUCGGGUGUUGCUGGGUCCACUGCCAGCAGGUUUCCUCAGAGCGGAUGCCCCUGCCGACACUGUGGACGCAGAUUAUCAAGCUGCGUUAGCUCUGCAGCAGCAGUUAUGUGGAGCUACGAUGCCGCCGGCCGGCCCGCCUCUCACAGCUCGCUUGAGUGUCACUAUCGCGCAAGCGAAACUCGUCAAGAAUUAUGGCCUUACCCGCAUGGACCCGUACGUCCGUCUGCGCGUGGGCCACUGUAUAUACGAAACGCAAACGGACCCCAGCGGAGGGAAAACGCCGAAAUGGAACAAAAUGAUACAUUGCCUCUUGCCUCCAGGUGUAAAUUCCAUCUACUUAGAGAUCUACGACGAAUGCUCGUUCACGAUGGACGAACUGAUCGCCUGGACGCACAUCACAAUACCGGCUGCUGUUUUGAAUGGCGAAACUCAUGAAGACUGGUAUCCCCUGAACGGGAAGCAGGGCGACGGUGUCGAAGGAAUGAUCAAUCUCGUACUCAGCUAUUCGGUGGGCCCAGCAUCAGUGGCCACGUUCCCACCGGUGCUGGUGGUGCCGAGCACGGGUAUGGGUUACGCGGCGAUGCCGAUGUACCCCGCACCCUACCCCCACCCGCAGCAGCAGCAGCAGCAGCAACAGCAGGUACAGGAGCAGCAAAUCACUGAGGAGCAGCUGGUGCAGAUCCACGAGAUGUUCCCAAGCAUCGACAAGGACGUCAUCAAGUCGGUCGCGGAAGCGAACCGCGGGAACAAGGAGUCGACCAUCAACUCGCUGCUGCAAAUGUCGGAGUAGACGUUAUGAGAUGUAAGCUGUCUGACGUCUAGUUAAAUGGGAAGUUUAUCAUCAUCAUCAUCAUCAUCAUCAUCACCAUCAUCACCAUCAUCACAUUCACACAAUCGCCUAAACGGUCUUUGAAAAAUGUCCGAACGGCGUUGAUACGUAUACGUUAUAAAAAAUAUAUUCAGGUUCAGUCAAAUUGACACCUUAUUCCGUAACAGUAAUGUUCAAAGUCGCUUGUAUAGGCUGACUAGAAAAAAUAUCAUGAUUUAAUUUUCUUUGUUUCUGAUCAUCGUAGAUUGCUCCAAUGAUUUCUUUUUUUCUAUCUAUUUCCAACUUGAGCUCAAAGGUUUUAUAAUUAAUAAAAAUGGAUAAUCUAGUCUUCAUUUGAGGUUUUAUUUCGGCCAUGUGUAUUUUUUUAAUUCUUGAAAUGAAAUUUCCCGCCGAGAUAUAUAUUAUUAUUGUUCAAAUUUCCAUGUAACUAGACGUUAGACACGCACUAUGGUGCACAUUGAAGUUUAUAUAUGCUAAGUGUAUCGGCUGCCUUAAGCUGUUUAUAAAGCGGAGACUCAAGUUACCUUCUUAUUUCUGUAAUAAAAAAUAAAACAAAAUUUUCUUUUAUUUAAAUUUUUGUAAGGAGUUAUUAUCAUGUAAGAAGUUGAUCUUAAACGGAUUACAAAAGUGUAUGGAAAAAGUGAUAAGACAAUUUUUCUUUAAUAAAAAUUUUAUAAGUUACUGUUUUCCGUGGUUCCUGUUUCUCCGCUUUGAAAUAGCUCAUUUUCACAAUAGAUAGACGUUAAAGCUGAUUUUAUUGUAUAAAUCUGCUAAAAAUCAUUUAAAUAUAAGACCAUUCAAACAAUUAUCCCAUUAUACUUUAGAACUGCACAGAUUGCUUAUUUAGACAUUCCGAGGUGUCAACUAUGCAUUUGGUAGAAAUCUUCGCUUAAAAUAAAUGUUUUCUGCAUUGUUUAAUCAUAUAUAAAUUUCCUCAGAAAUUAUGCACUUAUAAGUUAUUUUAUGUGUAAAUAUUUUUAUUUUAUCACAAUUUCGACUAUUGCUAGAAUAGCUAUAAACUUAUAAUUAAAAAACAAUAUAAAAAUCAUAAUUUUUGCUAAUUCUUAUUGAAGUGCUCAUAUCACUCUUAAAUUUUCUACUUAAAUAGCUAUCGGAUUUCAAAUAGAGAUAAAAUUAUUGGAUGCAGAUUAGAAGUAAAAAAAUUAUUACUCUGAUUACAUAACUGCCACCUAGGCUAUUAUGUAGUCUAUUAUUUUAUUUAAAUAUAUAGAAAGCUGUUUGUCAUAGAUUACGAUAAAAUAAAUUACAUUAACUAUGUGAUAUUAUUUCAUCGAUAUCUGAUAGAUUUCACGCAAUACACAAAUUGUAAUCUUGCACUAUGUCUUAUAAAAUCGAAAAUUUACAAACAACAUUUACUGUCCUUUUUAAAUGUAACAAUCGAAAAGGCGAAUUAGUCUAGUGUUAUUUGCAAAUUCAGCCAAAUAUCGCACUUAUCUACACGGAGAUAAAGCUUGUUUUACUAUAAUAUAGUUUAUCACGGCACAUGACUAC